Messenger RNA from Anguilla anguilla (European eel), 3276 nucleotides. It is a transcript of the gene rgs11, whose product is annotated as regulator of G protein signaling 11. The transcript has 17 exons. Gene Ontology annotation, biological process: G protein-coupled receptor signaling pathway; intracellular signal transduction; regulation of G protein-coupled receptor signaling pathway. NCBI's taxonomy places the organism in Eukaryota, Metazoa, Chordata, Actinopteri, Anguilliformes, Anguillidae. The coding region runs from base 46 to 1503 and encodes 485 amino acids. The record is from RefSeq and is a predicted model, not a curated record.
UUCAGAACGGAGUGCACUCGCACUGGAUGGAUCUAUCCCGUGAGCAUGACAAUAAACACGCUCAAUCAAGCCGGGAGCUACAAAGUACAGAUGCCGUGCUUAACAAAGAUGGAGCGAGUUAUUGUAGCUAUGCAAGAUCCUGAUAUGGGGAUGAAGAUGAGGAACCAGAGGCUUCUUAUUACAGUCAUUCCUCAUGCUAUGACAGGAAAUGAUAUUGUGGAGUGGCUGAUUCAGAAAUAUUCCAUCACGGAGGAAGAGGCAUUACAUGUGGGUAACCUUAUUGUGAAGUAUGGCUACAUUUACCCACUGAAGGACCCUAGGACGCUGGUCCUCACACCAGACGACUCCCCCUACCGCUUUCAGACUCCAUACUUCUGGACUACGAACAAAUGGCCUGCUUCAGAGUUAGACUAUGCUAUUUAUUUGGCAAAGAAGAACAUUCGGAAACAAGGAGAACUGAUAGACUACGAAAAGGACAAUUACAAUCUGUUGCACAAGAAGAUUAACCAUACCUGGGACUUUGUGGUUAUGCAAGCAAGGGAGCAGCUGAGGGCAGCUAAGCAGAGGCGAAAGGCGGAUCGCAUUGUUCUCGAAUGCCAGGAGCAAGCAUACUGGCUUGUCAACAGACCCCCGCCGGGGGCAUUUGACGUCCUUGAACAUGGCCCAGAAAGACGGAACUGCUCCAACUCACGAGUACAGCUGAACACUGAGUACUACAAAAAAGAGAUCGAACGCAACAAAAAAUUCCUGUCACGAACUCGGGUUAAGUCCUCAAUUUGCCUGGAAAGCUAUGUCAAAUUCAGUGAGCAGUAUCAGUCCCAUGACCCCAUCAUGCAAGGCUGCCUUCCCAGCAACCCAUGGAUAACAGAUGACACCAUGCACUGGUCAAUGAAUUCAGAUAUGGUCGGCACCCCAACCAAGCUAAGGGUGGAGCGUUGGAGCUUUAGCUUCAUGGAGCUGCUGAAUGACCCUAUGGGAAGACAUGAGCUAAUGCAGUACCUGAUGAAAGAGUUUAGUGCGGAGAACCUCUGUUUUUGGCAAGCAUGUGAAGACGUCAGACAUGGAGAGAGCUCUAAAAUUCAACAGAAAAUUGAAGAAAUUUACAAGCAAUUCCUCGCUCCAGGGGCCAGCAAAUGGGUUAAUAUUGACAGCAAGACCAUGGAGAAGACUCUACUGGGCAUCCAGAACCCACAUCGCUUUGUCAUGGAUGAUGCCCAAAUGCACAUCUACUUCCUUAUGAAAAAGGACUCCUAUCCUAGAUACCUAAAGUCUGAGCUGUACAAGAACAUGCUUGCCAAAGCCAUUGUGCCACAGGAGACAAAGAAAAGUGUCUUCCCCUUCAUGAGGCGCCAACGUCAUUCAAGCCCUAGUCCAGCACUGGCCUCUCACGCCACCACAGAAGAAGAUGGGAAAGCAAAGCCCACUGGGACUUCUGGGGGUGCCGGUGCUACAGCACCAGCAGCACAAGCAGCAACCUGCUCUGGAACUGUUUCUCAGGUGUGAGAACACCCGGCUGCCCUCCCUGACUUGGUUUGUGGAGAAUGCUUUUCUGAUCUUUGUGUGGAGUGUCCCAGAUCUUACCAUACUCAACAGUUCUGUUCUUCGCUUCAUGCACCACUGCAUUCAUUUAGCUCAAUUUAAAUUCAGUCAUUUUCAGCAACGCAUUUUGGGAAAAAUAAUAUUGGUUGAGUGUGAGCGAUAACUUCACCAAGUUACUUCAUUUUGUACAUACUGUAUGCAAGGAGGUGUUUUUUCCUGUAGUUAGUUACAGUUUGUUUUUCAUGCCUGUGAUGUACUGUAGGGGCAAGCAGAUCUUAAUUUGUGGACUCACUGAAAUUUAAUUACCCCAGUACGCAGGUAUAUACACCACACAAUGAAACCUCAAAUAUUUGCUUGAGAGUUAACGCUAUUUUAUUUUGUACUGGUGUAUUUAUCUCUAAACAUGUUUCUAUUGAACUGGGAAUCACUGAGAAUUAUUUGGUGAUAUUUUUUUAAACAAUCAAUUAGACCAAAUUACCAUAGGCUUUUUCUCCCAUUACAAUGUUUCCAUGUACAUAUUUGGAUGCAUGGAUGGACUCAUUGUUUAUUGUUCAUCUGCAUGUGUAUCACUUUAUAAUUCAGGCAAUGCUUUGAGUUGUAAAUGCACUGUCAUCCAACUGAUUACAAUAAACCAAGCAACUUUGUGCUGCAUGGAAUUUUCACUCUCAGACACUUUCAGCAUGCGUAAUGCACUACUGGAUCGACAAAAGGUAUGUAUUGUUUCUUCUCCUUCACCUAAAUGACAAAUAAUAGCAGUGGAAUGCAUGACGUCUGAAGGUAAGCUUUUUUCAGCUUUUGUGCCAGAGAAGCAUCUGUGAAGCUGUGUCACAUAUCUUACCCCACUCUCAACAGCGAGGCCCUAGUUACACAGCAGAGGGAGCCAAGCAGUCAGUAGCAGUCAGUCAUUUUGUCAGGCUUUUCAUGUUAUAGAUAGGUGCUUAGACCAGACUUCUUACUCAGAGCUCAUGAACCCUCAUGAGUUGUAACCUUUGUAUUCCUCUCUGCCUCUUCUCCCUGUGUUUCUUUCUCUCCUCCGUAACAGCUUUGUAUUUUUUCCCACCCUCUGGUCAUGUUAUCGGCCUCCUCCUUCCCUCCGGCCUCCUCAGACUCACCUUAGACUCCCGCACAGCUUCUGCAGCACUGAGAGGUUCUUCUUCCUUUCCCCUGUGUUUCUGUGCCAUGCUUCAUUUCUUUGCUGCAACCUUUUUACACAGAGGGAUUGUGUCUUCUUACUUUUUCCAAUACGUACUUUACAGCAAUGCGCACAAUAUUCCAAUGGGAGCUUUCUUAUUAAAAUAAAUCACAGGGGGAAUCAAUAGCGCCUUUAUUUGUAAUUAAUUGGCUGAACAUCGCUUGUAACUGAACGAAAUGAAAUAAUAGGUGUUUUGUUGAUAAGUGUGGAUGAUCUCAGGAUGAUUUUUUUCUGCCAAUCAUUUUUGUCUUUGGUCCCUUGGAAAGUUUAACUAAGCUAAACUAAGCCUUCUAUUGUGUGUUUAUCUGGAAUUAGUCUGUUGGGUAGGCAUCUGUCACAUACAAGUACAGUUUAAAAAACAAAUCACCUGGGCAACAAUAAUUUUAAAGAAUCAAUAAGAACUAAGGGCAACAUCCAUGAAAUGACUGGGAAGUUGGGGCAAUCCAAACAGGGUGAAUGUUAAUUGUGUUGCUGGCACACAUUCCAGAGCAUCUGUUCUCUCAUUAUGUAAACUGAAAAAAAGAGUCUUUGGUCCUGAUGUAACA